Molecule: messenger RNA, 944 nt
Organism: Blepharisma stoltei
Lineage: Eukaryota; Ciliophora; Heterotrichea; Heterotrichida; Blepharismidae
Source: the annotation of a GenBank genome assembly
AUGACAAAAGAUCUUAUAACUAUUUUAGUUAGAAAAGGCAGAUCAGUCCAUUGCAGUAACCAAAUUGCUACGCUAAGCCCACUUAUAUCUGAAUUAAUUACUGAAUACCAAACAGACGAAAUCCCAUUAACCCAUCUAUCAAAAACCUCUGUUGAAAACAUUAUAGUGUACUGUGAGCAUUAUUCCUAUGCCCUUCCCAGCCCUCUCCCAAAGCCUCUUCCCAAUAAAAGGUUAAAGGGAAUUAUCGAUUUUUUUGAAUAUGCUUUCUAUAAGGAGUUAAAACCUCAUGACCUAUGCAAGCUGUUAGAAGCUUCAGACUAUUUAGGUAUCGAAAGAUUAUAUCAAGGAUGCUGUGCUUUUCUUGCAUCUCAGUAUAUGGAGAGGCAUCCAGAUAUAUUAAAAGCAAAACUUGGCUUAUCAGAAAAUUAUAAUGACCAAAUGGAAGCAAAAAUUCUAGAAAAUUUCCCAUGGGUAAAUAAUCCUCAAGGUGAAGAGCCUUCUCCUUUAAUAGACUCUGGGAUUUUACAAAAAUUCUUACUCCCCCCCCUCCGUGAGUGAACAAAAAAAUUUGUUCACUCACGGAGGGGGUUUAAUUUUUUGUUUUUUAAAAAAAUUUAUAUAUAAAUUUUAUAAAAAAUGUUUUUUCGAAAUUUAAAAAAAACUAAUUUGCAAAAAUUGGAAAGCAAAUAUUAAUUUUUUUUGUAAAAUUUAUGUUUUAAAAAGCAAUUCGUUUAAAAUUAAAACAGAAUUAGCUCUAGAUUUCAUUAUGCUAAUUAUUAUUUAUAUAUCAAAAUCUUUUUCCAUAAAAAUUUUUUGUAUUAAAAAAAUUUUGUUCACUCACGGAGGGUGGGUUUUUUGGCAAAAAAUAGCGAUUUUUCUAAUGUUUUGUUCACUCACGGAGGGGGGGGGAGUUAGAAAAAAUAAAAAAGCUGUUUUACAGGUAA